AUGCCCCGUGGUCGCCCCCCCAAGAGGCCUGCACUUGAACGGGAGGUUUUUGUCCCCGUCUCUAUCAACCCCGAACCUCAUCUUUUACGACUUCGUGCAGCAGAGAUUACCGCUGAAGGGAGCACACGGCUGCAAACACACUAUGUUGCUGGAAUUCCCCCCGAAAAUUCAUCAAACGACAACAUAUUUUGGAUAGAUGACCGCGUUGAGCAUCCCAGCGACUGUCAAUUUGAGGACGAAACACUUACAGACGACAUUGUUGAUAUUUGUUCCACGGAGAAGCGCAAAGAGACUGCGGCAGACAGACCUUUGCUCGCCUGGAUUGGACAACGUCAAAUCUUCCUGGACGAAAUGCUGCGCCUCAAUGGACGCGGGACUGAAGGUGUCACUUGCUCAUGUGGUGCAGUAUCGCCUCAAUUCCGAUGCUGUGACUGCCAUGGCAUUCAAAUAUUCUGCCGUGAAUGUACACUUCAAAACCACGUUCUUCAUCCUUUGCAUAGGAUUGAGAUAUGGAAUGGGACUUUUUUUCAGCGUAUCACACUCAAACAGCUCGGGGUUCGGGUACAACUAGGCCAUAACCCAGGAGAAAGGUGCUACAAACCUUCUCCCGCUGCCGGUGAUGAUUUUGUGGUCAUCGCGCUCGAUGGUAUUCAUGAAAUCGCCCUGGACUUUUGUGGCUGCGCUUCGGCUCAGAUUCGGUAUAAACAAUUGUUACGUAUGCGGUGGUAUCCAGCCACAGUCUCAGAGCCUCGAACUGCAGCAACCUUUACGGUUCUGCAGCAUUUUCAUAUUCUAUCCUUUGAAAGCAAGGUAUCUGCUUACGAGUUCUACCAGUCGCUCGCAAGGCGCACCGACAAUUCAGGGUUAGAUCGUUAUUCCGCUUUCAUGCGGAUGGUACGCCAAUGGCGUAACCUCAAGCAACUUUCCCGCGGAGGAAGGGGACACGACCCCGCUGGUGUCAAUGCUACUGCCGAAGGAGAGUUAGCUGUUCUCUGCCCCGCGUGCCCACAGCCCGGGAAGAAUCUUCCACUAGACUGGGAGAAGGAGCCUCUAUUUACCAGAUGGAAAUAUGCGCUGUUUGUUGCAAUCGAUGCGAACUUUAGAUUGAAGCGCAAGGCGGUGUCUUCUGACACUGCUGACCCUAGCCUUAAUGCUGGAUGGGCGUAUUUUGUGCACGAAGACUCAUACAAAUCUUACCUUGCAGAUCGUGCUUCCGACAAGCAAGAGCGAAGCACGUGUGUAAGCCACAAUGCAGUUAACAUGGCGGAUACCAAGUCCUCCCGUGGGCUUGCUGCAACAGGAGUUGGGACGAUCGACUGCGCAAGGCACGAUAUGAAGCUCCCAAACGGAGUUGGAGACCUGCAGAAGGGUGAACGGUACAUUAAUAUGGACUAUAUCAUGUGUUCUGCGCUCUUCAUCCUCGCGAUGUCCAUGAUCAACAUAUCCUACGACAUCGCCUGCCAGUGGCACAAGAGACUCUGGACUCGAAUGGAAACGAUGCCGGAACGACUUUCUCCCCCCCGCGAAUCUUCCCUCAUACAUUUUUUGUGCCGAAGUUCCACAUCCAGGCCCACAUCGAUAAGUGUCGCACCAAUUUCUCUUUCAACUGGUCGAGUGGCAUCAAGUACCAAGGAAAUGGGACCGGGAGCACGCCGGGACACUCUUGACGAUCACUUCGGUGAUUGGAACUGGAAAAAAAUUACAGCAUUAGGGCGGACAUUGCAUAAGAAGAUGAUUGAAGCUGUAAAGUGGACGAAGGAGCACUCCGAAGCCCUCUCGGAACUGGAGAAGACUAUUCAGCCGGCUCUUAUCGCGCAGUGGAAGGCAGAGGUGGAAUCCUGGGAGGAGGAUAACUCCUCUCCGAACCCCUUUGAAAGCCGGUUUAACCCGGUUACACAGGCAUCCGUACGACUACAACUCACUGAGCUUGAAGCUCAAGACCUUCAAGCUGGAAUCAAUGUCUCACUUCACACCGAUGUCUCUCCAAGCGGAUUGAUUACAUCGGGCAUGGAUCUCGAGGAUCAACAGGCACGCUUAAGAUCCAGUCUUGCCAAUGUGUCCCUCCACGACACCGACAAUCAGAAGGCCAUAACACAAACUCAAAUCGCCUCCCUCCAACGACGGCUUGAUGCCUGGGCCCGCAUCCAGGAGCUAUACAUGCCGGUUGUCUGUCAACUCCGGCAUCGAUCAUCAGAGGCUAGUGGGAGGCCACAGGAACUCAAACCUGAAGACUUCAACCUGUGGCUCCCUUCGCAACUUCCAGCUGGCACCCCCGUAGACCUGACGCUCGCUGGCCACGAGUGGGAGCUACGCUACGCGCAGGCCCUCGAUGCCCUGAACGAAGUUCGUUCCCACCUCCGGCUUCGAUCCCACAUGUACAAGUACAAGGAUAAAAAUGUCCGUGGUCAAGCGGGUUCCACUCGCGCCAAGAAAAUCAUUGAUGCCGUGGAAUCGAGGAAGCACGCCAGUGUAUUGAAGUACAGACGUGCGCGCAGUGCCCUGCUGUCUCUUGGCCACCGUCUGGAGAAGUGCGGUUGGGAGCUCACCAUGCGCCCACUUCUUGACUCCGAUGUUAAGCCUAUGGGUGACAUGGAGCAGCAAGGGAGAGGAACCAUCUCCUGGAUUUGGUUAGACUCCCGUGCUGAUAACAGCUGUACAGAAAAUGAACGCAUACAGGAUUGUGUCCGCUUGGAAUGGUGCAAGGCUCGUGCCCGCGCACACCGGUGGUCGGAGGAGGUGGAGUUAUUGCUAGAAGAGAUGAGACGAGUGCUGGUGUUUUUGAGAUGGCAAGGGUCCUGGUGGAAGGAGCGCAUAACUCUCCGAACGCUCAACUCAGCACCUGCACAAGAGGGACUGUCAGCGCUGUGGAGUGAUGUGCCUACCCUUGUCUCUGGUGGUGUCCUGAUUCCAGAGAGCGGAGAGGUAGAUACACCUACUAUUGACGCUCCCUUGCAGUUAUAA
Molecule: messenger RNA, 2961 nt
Organism: Suillus clintonianus
Lineage: Eukaryota; Fungi; Basidiomycota; Agaricomycetes; Boletales; Suillaceae
Exons: 13
Coding region: 1-2961 (986 amino acids)
Source: RefSeq, a predicted model, not a curated record